Messenger RNA from Eurytemora carolleeae, 760 nucleotides. RefSeq names its product superoxide dismutase [Mn], mitochondrial (gene Sod2). The coding region runs from base 8 to 682 and encodes 224 amino acids. Gene Ontology annotation, cellular component: mitochondrion. The record is from RefSeq and is a predicted model, not a curated record. Gene Ontology annotation, molecular function: metal ion binding; superoxide dismutase activity. NCBI's taxonomy places the organism in Eukaryota, Metazoa, Arthropoda, Copepoda, Calanoida, Temoridae. The transcript has 8 exons. Gene Ontology annotation, biological process: superoxide metabolic process.
AGAUAAAAUGUUUGCUGUUAAGAAUUUGAUGACUAGGUCUGGGAAUCUGUCUAGUCUUGCUGUAGCUGGAACCAGGCAAAUGCACAAACUGCCCGACCUGCCAUACGAUUACAAUGCGCUAGAGCCGGUCAUCUCUGCUGAAAUCAUGCAGAUUCAUCACAGCAAGCAUCAUGCUACAUAUGUAACUAACCUAAAUGUUGUUGAGGAGAAGUUAGCUGAUGCUGUUGCUAAAAAUGAUGUAUCGGCUGUCAUUGGUUUACACGGAGCUUUAAAGUUCAAUGGAGGAGGACAUCUUAACCAUUCAAUCUUCUGGCAGAACCUUUGCCCUGGAGGUAGCGGUGAACCUACAGGAGAUCUGGCUGCAGCCAUUAAUAGAGAUUUCGGUAGUAUUCAAGCUAUGAAGGAUAAACUCUCAUCUUCAACUGUAGCUGUACAGGGAUCUGGUUGGGGUUGGCUAGGGUAUAACAAGACUGCUGGAAAGCUUGAGAUUGCUACCUGUGCUAACCAGGAUCCUCUAGAAGCUACUACUGGUUUAGUUCCACUCUUUGGAAUAGAUGUUUGGGAGCACGCAUACUAUCUUCAAUAUAAGAAUGUUCGCCCUGAUUAUGUGAAAGCUAUUUAUCAGAUUGCUAACUGGAAUGAUGUUGCUGCUCGUCUUGCUGCGGCUACUGCUGGAAAAUAGAUUAAUCUAUAUUUUAUCCAGAAUAUAAUCUAGUAUUUGAAAUUAUAUUUGUUUGAAAAAUAAACAUUUCCUAUAAAU